UCAGAAAUAGCCCAACGUCACAUGCAUACAUUUUAUGACACGUGAGAUGUGCUGUGGUCUUUAUUUACAAAAGUUGGAACUGCGGCUGUUUGACGUUAUUGUGUCUAAUGUAAACAAAAUGAAUACAUGUGAAAAUUCAAUGUCUGAUUCUUUCAUGGAAGAACAUGCAGCAAAGAGAAUAAAGCUCGAGAUUGCAGAAAGGCCUUUGAAUUUUGCCAUAUCACCAGAAGAAUUGGAGAUGCAGUCUAUAAAAAAAGCUAAACUACCAAGGGAUCCAAUGUCCCACAGAAUCAUAGAAAAGAGGCGAAGAGAUCGCAUGAAUAACUGCUUAGCAGAACUCAGUCGACUAAUCCCACCAAGCUACUUGAAACAGGGUCAAGGUCGUAUAGAGAAGACAGAGAUAAUAGAAAUGGCAUCAAAACUUAUACGAAACCUGUUGAACUUGCAUAACUUCAGAGAAAUGAUGGCGAAAGAGUUACCACCAGAUGGUGGGGGUUCCAAUCCAUGUUGUCAGGAAAAGUUUUACAUGGGAUAUAAGGAAUGUCAGGAGGAGAUACUACAUCAAUUGAUCGACACAGAAGGGCUGGACCCUAAAGAUGCUUUCUAUCAGAGAAUGACAAACUUUUUAGACCAGAGCAGUAAGAAAUUUCUCCGGUUAUCAACAGUAAAAUCUGCAUCUGAUGUCCAAAAUGUAAAGCCUGACGAUUCCUUGACGUCAGAAGCAGCAAUUUCAAAUUUUAACUCACAGAGCAAUGGUCAAGUGCUGCAUGGCAUGGGAAUUUCUGAAAACAACAUGGCUAUGAUAAAACAAGAUGAACAUCUUUGUACCUUACUGAAGCCAACAGAACAAACAUCCAGCCAAACAUCAGGAUACUGUAGUUCUAGUAAUCAGUCCUUGUCAGAUGGCAGCUUAUCAUGCAUUACACUGCAGUCUGUUCAAAGAGAUACAGCAGAGAAAGAUGAAUGUAACGGGUCAAGAGGUAGUUCAUGCUCCAGUGACCAGAAUUCAUCGGAAGGUAGUAAUGGACACAAGAUUGAUUACCAUAAGUCACAUGCUUACAAAUUUAAGCACAAUAUAACAAAAAGGUUUUCACAAGAAAGACGUCCUUAUCAUCACAAAAGUGAUAGAUCCUCAGAUUCGAUGGAGGAUGAAAAUGAACAAGGAAAGCAAAAAUCAAUGGGCUAUAGAACUUCCAGUUCUGGUACUGAAUAUAGUCGAUAUUUAGGAUCUGAAAAUAGUUCUACGAACAGUUAUUGCGAGAAAAACAAAGUUCCACGAUAUCAGAAUGACUUUGGCAGUGAUGGUCGUUUUGAUUCAAAACAGGUGCCUUUACCUGCCUUUGUACUUCACCCUCUUGGAACACAUUAUGUUCCAGUGACAAUACAUCCUACACAUUUCAAAAAUGUGUUUAAAGAUGAAACGAAUACUAAAGCAUCUUCAUCAGCAUAUCAUCCCAUUAGUAUCCCUGUGAACUUCUGUGGUCCAACUGUUUCCAUACAUACACCGGUAGAACAGCAGCUCAUACAUGCCUCAGAAGGACAGAAGGAAGUAAAAAUGCAUUGAAAAUUCAAAGAAAAUGUUUUGAAAGAAAAUCUAAAGAUAUUUGUGCAUAUUAACAAUUUUGGUACAAAAAAUGUGAUGUUUAAAAACAAAUACUUUUAAUGUUUUUUUACAAUAAGACUUUGUUGUCAAGAAAUAUAUAUAUUGUUUUGUGAAACAGAACUGUUGAUUCUUAAAUCUGAAGUGAUGAAAUAGUUUUAACUUUUCCAUGCUCAAACUUAAAGUUUUUAUCUUUGUUUUUGUUUAAUUUUUUAUAAAAAAAGUAAAGGAAAGCAAUUGUACGGUUGUUAUUUGUUUUAAUUUCAAACAUUCAAACAUACAGUAAAUUUUAUUUGAAGAAUUUGUAUUGCUUUAGUUUUGUUAUUAUUGUUAUGUGUCUUUGUAUUCAGUUUAAAAGUUUAAAAAAUAUUUUGUUGUUAUUAAAUUUGAUAUUUUUUUCUUUUUUUUUAUUGUAAAGAUCUAAGAUUUUGACAGUUUAUUUUGAAGGAAACAAAAAGUGUUUUAAAGCCUCUGAAUAAAAUUAAUCAUAAUCAGUAAUGGCAGUUAGACAAUUCAGCAUUUGCACUCUUUAUUUUAUGUAUAGAGAGAGAUUUAUCAUCAGUGUUCAUACAGAUUUUUAUUAUGAACAGAUAAGAAGUUAUGAAAUGGUGUUUGUUUUAUGACUUUUUGCAGUAUUGGUGCAUUAAAUAGGUUAUUUAUCUAUUUACUUAUCUUGUUUUGAUGUAGAUAUUGUGGCACUAAUCUGUUGUUAAAUAUAUUUUGUUUUAAAGCAAUAAUGAAUUUCAAAAUAAUUUGAUUUUUUUGUAAAUUAUACUUCAUUAUUAGACACCUUAAAAAUGUACCUUGCAAAAUGUGCAAUGGGCUGUAUUUCGUGAUGCACCUGUCAGGUUGUCCAUUCAACUCAAGUUUGGUUUCAUGAUAUGUAAACUGCCCCUUUGAUAAAUUGCUUGAAAAUUUAAAUAAUGUCAUAAGGGAUGAAUUUUAGUUCCAAAACAUUUGUAAUGGUUCUGAUAUUUAUCUUUCAAGAGUGUCAUAGUCAAUUUAAAGGAGUUUCACAAACUUCCAGAUGAUAAUGAUAAUACUGCUUGACCAAUACUGCUUGACAUUUACUGUUGAAAUGUUAUGCCCUUGUUUAAUUUGAAAAGUAGGGUUUCUUUUGUUUCUGGAUAGGAAAGAGUUAUCAAGAGUUAUUACCCUUAGUAACCUUUACCUUUAAUUUUUUUUUUACUUUGUACCAAAGUGAUAAAGUACUAGUUGACAGAAUCUUUCUAGAUUUUAACUCAUAAAACAUAAGAUACAGGCAAUGUUUGAUAAGAAAAAUGUAUUGAGAAUUUACAUUUAAAGAUUUAUUUUGCAAGUGGGGGGUAUCUAUGAAUUCUAAAUCACAGUACCUUGCUGUAAAGAGGCAAUGUAAUAUUCCAUCAAUUAUGCAAAUCAAGAAGUUGUACAUUUUGUAUUAUAUUCAAAGUGGUUAAAAGCAGUGAGAUUAGGAAUAACUCUGAAAUUUUCAUUUCAUUAUCUAAAGUAUUCUAGGUAUUACUGUAAAAAGCAUACACCAUAGUGUUGGCUAAGACAAUCUUAAACUAUGUGAUUAUAUUUAAGAUUUCAGAGUUUUAGAUUCUAUAAUGGCAAAUUAUGAUGUUUAAGUUUCUAUUUUAUUGUGUAUAGCGCAUGUUAUGUAAUAUUAAUAAAAGAUUAUAUAAUAGGACCUACCCGGUAUAUGAGUAAAUGAUUGAAGGAUUACACUUCAAUAUAAAUCAUUGUUUUCUCAAUUUGUCUGCAUAAUAAUGAAAUGUUACUUUGUCUUUUCUAAAAGUCAGUGAAUAAUGCUAUAUAUAGGCUGUUCUAGAUUUAUCACAUGGGCAGUUAUACAGCUAUCAAAUUAGCAAAGUGUAAGUGGUAGCAUUUUCUUUAGAAAUUUUAAGUAAAAUUUAAAUUAUGGAUGGUUGGGGGUGAUGACAUUUUUAUGAGCAAGAGACAUAUAUAUUGCUAUUUAUUAAGAAUUGCAUUUCAGUAAAGCUUAUUUUAACAAACAUAAAAGUAUAAAAUUGUUGAUAAAUCUUCAUUAAGAAACACAAGUUAGAUGAAUUCUGAAACAAGAUAUGCAUAAAGUUGACUUCGCUAACAUAGUACAUGUGUACUUAGUUUAGUGAAAUAAAAAUUUAAAAUGAGAUGGUAUGACCUACUAGCUUAACAUGUAUUAUUGUUAUAUUUUUUGUUGUUUGAAGGGUGAUUAUUGUUAUUGUUUUGUAUAGUUUGUUACAUUUAUUAAAUUGUUUGUUUUUGAAGAAGAUUGUUUUUUCCAUACUUCAUUGUAAUAAAAUAUAGUGAAUACAC
Molecule: messenger RNA, 3898 nt
Organism: Mytilus trossulus (common blue mussel)
Lineage: Eukaryota; Metazoa; Mollusca; Bivalvia; Mytilida; Mytilidae
Exons: 6
Coding region: 35-1564 (509 amino acids)
Biological process (GO): regulation of neurogenesis; regulation of circadian rhythm; regulation of transcription by RNA polymerase II
Cellular component (GO): nucleus
Molecular function (GO): RNA polymerase II cis-regulatory region sequence-specific DNA binding; DNA-binding transcription factor activity, RNA polymerase II-specific; protein dimerization activity
Source: RefSeq, a predicted model, not a curated record